Paramacrobiotus metropolitanus is the source of this 429-nucleotide messenger RNA. RefSeq lists its product as uncharacterized. The transcript is spliced from 2 exons. The record is from RefSeq and is a predicted model, not a curated record. Bases 1 to 429 code for a protein of 142 amino acids. Lineage: Eukaryota; Metazoa; Tardigrada; Eutardigrada; Parachela; Macrobiotidae.
AUGGCUACGUCGUCCCUAUAUAUUGUCACUGCUGUACAACUGUGGCUAGUCGCGUGCCAAAUUCUUGGCCGGACGAAUGCGUCCUGCACAUUCAACCGGGGCGAGAGUAUUCCGGUGAAUUUCGAAUGUCGGGUACAGUAUGGUUCGGCAUACGGGCGCUUGACCUUUCAGCCUGACGGCAAUCUGGUGAUUUACGACGGCAGUGGCCUUGCCAAAUGGAGUACCGGUACAGCGGGCCGUGCUGAACGUGCCGUGUUCCAGUCGGAUGGGAAUUUUGUCAUUUACGAUAUUGCUGAGAAAGCCGUGUGGAAUAGUCAUACAGCAGGGAAGGGCCGCAUCCUGGUCUUCCAGAAUGACCGCAACCUCGUUAUCUACGACAACGCUAGCAAAUCCGUUUGGAAUUCUAAAACUUACGUCACCUGUAAAUAA